AUGUCUUCAGAUAAGUUAUUUUUUUAUAUUAUAAAAAGAAACGAUAAUUUCGAAUUGACGGCUUUGUCAGAAAAUAAAUUAGCGUGGUAUAAUUUGCCCGAUGAUUAUAAAGAUUUGGCUGAACAUAAAGUUUUAUGCUCAAAGCGAGUGAUAAAAAAUACAAUUAUGACAAUAAAACCGAUUAAUGGUUACCGCAAAAUUGGCAUAACGAUUGAUGACGAAUUAAGAAAAGAAUAUUAUGACGAAGACGGCAAUUUAUGCUUUUUAAACAUGCCACUAGAAGAAGCUAAUAUAAGUAAUGAACACGUGGUUGCUGAUAAAUCGGAUGAGAAAAAUUUUUUAAUCGAAAAAAUUAAAGAAUUGGAAGCGAAAUUAAAUUUAGAUAAUAAAUUUAAAUUGCAUGAUGUUGAAAAAAGGUUUAUUUUAGACAAAUUUAAUAAAAGUCAAAAUGUUAACGAUUGGCUAGAAAAAUUUGAAAACGAGUGUAUAAGACACAAAAUAUUCGACGCUACCAAUAUGAUAGAAGCACUUCGAUUUUUUUUAUCGGGUUCAGCAGAAAAUUGGUACGACGCAAAUAUAAUAAAAAUUGGUUUAACUAAUUGGUCAGAAUGGAGAGCAUCGUUUCUCACAGUAUUUGCUGAUAAAGGUUGGAAAAAAAUAAGAACGGCAUACAAUUUUAAAUAUCUAGGCGGUUCACUAAUAGAUUAUGCUUUAGCCAAGGAAAGCUUAUGUUUAGAAGCUGAAUUAAACGCCACUACGAUAUCAAGAAUAAAUAUGAUCGUCAUCGGCUUACCACUAGAAAUUCAGAACCAACUUGACCGUGAAGAAAUCACAACGAUUGAAAAAUUGUACAGAGAAUUGCGAAGACUCGAGGAAAGCAUUCACAUAAAACAAAGAUUCCGAAACAAUUCUUCAGACAAAGAAAAUACAAUCAAAACAAAUGCGUAUAUACAAAAGAACAAUGCAGAUACUAAAAUUAAGUCAGAAAACCAAAAAGCAAGAUAUGGAAUUCAUUCUUUGAAUAAUGAAACUAUAAAUAAGUCAAAUUUUGCUACAUCAGAAAAAAAUAUUUAUCCAAAAAUAAAGUCAAAUUUUAAUACAUCAGAAAAAAAUAUUGAUCCAAGAAUUAAGAAACCAUGUUUUAUAUGUGAAGAACUAGCCUGUCCAUAUGACAGUACUUUAAAAAGUCCGCUCUUUAGGGGCAAUUUAACACAGAAAACAGUUCCGUGCCGAGUAAUAUUGCCCGCUACUCUUCACUGUCCGCUUUUUAGGAUCUCGCUCUUGAGGACUUUUACUGUAUCCACACAAUGA
Molecule: messenger RNA, 1311 nt
Organism: Helobdella robusta
Lineage: Eukaryota; Metazoa; Annelida; Clitellata; Rhynchobdellida; Glossiphoniidae
Exons: 2
Coding region: 1-1311 (436 amino acids)
Source: RefSeq, a predicted model, not a curated record